UGGAAGCCUCGAGGCGCUAACGGCUCCGGCGGCCCGGGGCUGGUGGUGCGGCAGCCGUCACCCCGAGCUGCCGCCCGCCAAGGUCAGGACGCCGCAGUACCCCUCUGCUUCCACCUCGAUAACGCCUUGGUCGGAGCUCUCAUAGGUCGGGGUGGAGCUAAAAUAAGAGAACUGGAAGAAUCUACAGGUUCUAGAAUAAAGGUUACAAAGGGAGCCUGGGAAGCUGAAGUGAAGAUUUUUGGCAGCACUGCUGUGCAGAACAAAGCCAAGAUGUUGAUUGAUGAUGCUGUUACAAGAUCUGGGCAAAACUACAUUAGAAGUGGAACUGAAAAAGGAAGAACCUUGGAUGUUGUCAAGCCUGAAAAUAAUCCAAAGAAACCAGGGAUUAACUGGGCCUCUCUUCGAGAAAACAGAGCUAAAUACGAAGCUAUGAAGUGGGCAGGCUUGCCUCCCAUUGAGAAGAACUUCUAUAAAGAAUCACCAAGGACUGCAUCUAUGUCACCAGAAGAAGUGGAAGUGUGGCGGAAAGAAAAUAAUAAUAUAGUUUGUGAUGACUUAAAAGAAGGUGAGAAGCGCUGCAUUCCCAACCCUGUUUGUACAUUCGAAGAUGUCUUUGAGCACUAUCCUGACAUCAUGGCUAAUAUAAGAAAAGUUGGGUUUCAAAAGCCUACACCAAUUCAGUCCCAGGCAUGGCCGAUCAUAUUGCAAGGAAUUGAUCUUAUUGGCAUAGCACAGACCGGUACCGGGAAGACGCUGGCGUACUUACUGCCUGGAUUCAUUCACUUGACUUCACAACCAGUAUCCCAAAAUGAGCGUGGAGGUCCAGGGAUGUUAGUCCUUGCUCCCACCCGAGAGCUGGCACUUCAAGUAGAGGCAGAGUGUUCCAAGUAUGCGUACAAAGGAAUUAAAAGUGUUUGCAUAUAUGGUGGUGGAGACCGAAAAGGACAGAUAAACCUGGUGACCAAAGGAGUGGAUAUUGUCAUUGCCACUCCUGGCAGACUGAAUGAUCUUCAGAUGAAUAACUUCAUUAAUUUGAAGAGCAUAACUUAUUUGGUUUUAGAUGAGGCUGACAGAAUGUUGGAUAUGGGAUUUGAACCUCAGAUAAUGAAGAUCCUAAUAGAUGUGCGGCCUGACAGACAAACGACCAUGACAAGUGCUACAUGGCCUGAUGGUGUUCGUCGCCUAGCAAAAUCCUAUUUGAAAAACCCAAUGAUUGUGUAUGUUGGGACUCUUGACUUAGCAGCAGUAAACACAGUAGAACAGAAAGUUCUUGUUGUCCUUGAGGGGGAAAAGAGAGCUUUGAUGCAACACUUUGUUGAUUCUAUGAAGCCAAAAGAUAAGGUCAUCAUUUUUGUGGGGAAAAAAAAUACAGUUGAUGACAUAGCAAGCAACUUUGGUCUCCAAGGAAUUCCAGUGCAGUCACUUCAUGGGAACAGGGAACAGUAUGAUCGAGAACAGGCUUUAGAUGACUUCAAGAAAGGCAGAGUCAGAAUCCUGGUGGCUACUGACUUAGCAUCCCGUGGCCUCGACGUGCAUGAUAUAACUCACAUCUUUAACUUUGACUUCCCUCGCAACAUUGAAGAGUAUGUGCACAGAAUAGGUCGUACUGGAAGAGCUGGACGUACUGGGGUGGCACUAACACUCGUCACUGAGCAUGAUUGGAGGGUUGCGUCUGAGCUGAUUGAAAUUCUGGAAAGAGCAAAUCAAGUAGUUCCCCACCAGCUUGUUGCAAUGGCAGAAAGAUACAAACAAUUUCAAAUCAGAAAAGAAACUGAAAAGGGUGUACGAAGACCUCAGAGAAAGUCACCACAUCAACUGUAA
Molecule: messenger RNA, 1821 nt
Organism: Indicator indicator
Lineage: Eukaryota; Metazoa; Chordata; Aves; Piciformes; Indicatoridae
Gene: DDX43
Product: DEAD-box helicase 43
Exons: 16
Coding region: 271-1821 (516 amino acids)
Molecular function (GO): RNA helicase activity; ATP binding; RNA binding
Source: RefSeq, a predicted model, not a curated record